GCAGGCGGAUGUUGACAGGCCUGUUGCUGGGCUCGUGCUGUGGCUGCUGCUAUCACGUUUCAGUAGUCUCCACAGCUUGCUAGAACUUUCCUGUCACUCUGGAAACACUGCCCAUACCCACAACAACCCUCAAUGGCAACCGAACGCACUUUCCCCGAUAGCUUCAUUGACGAAGAUCCACAGAAAGCUCUGGAGGCACUAAAUGAGGCCUUGCAAGGAGACUCCGACAACGCUGAGUGGUUGUGCCAGCGUGCCUAUGCCCACACAAUUCUUAAAAACUACAGCUGUGCUGUUGAUGAUGCCAAAAAAGCGCUGCAGCUACAACCCAGCCUUCCCCUUGCUUUCAUGCGAACAGGAAUAGCAGAGUACCACCUUAACCACUAUGAGUCAGCGCAUGCUGCGUUCACUCAGGGACAUCAACUGGAUGUUACUGACAAAUCCUUUGAGGUCUGGAUAAAGCGGUGUGAGGAGGUGAUGGGAGAGCAGAGAGAGAUCGGCAGCAGCAACAGGACACCAGCAGCUCCGCCUGUGAAGCAUGACUGGUACCAAACAGAAUCUCAAGUCAUCAUCACAGUCAUGGCAAAAAAUGUACCCAAAGAUGGUGUGUGUGUCAACUUUAUGGAAAAAGAGGUCUCUGCUACAAUACAGCUGGCAUCAGGGGACAACUUCAACCUCCACCUCCACCUCCUGCACCCCAUCGUCCCCCAACAGAGCAACUUCAAGAUCCUCACCACCAAGGUGGAGUUCAAGAUGAAGAAGACAGAUGCCAUCAGAUGGGAGAAGCUGGAGGGCGAGGGACAGGAGUCCAACAUCAAACACUUCAAUCCCAAUCAGUACCCGACAUCGUCCCACUUCUCCCGCAAAUGGGACAAGAUGGUGGUGGACCUCAACGAGGAGGAAAAAAAUGAGAAUCUGGAGGGAGAUGCAGCGCUCAACAAGCUCUUCCAGCAGAUCUACUGCGAUGGCUCAGAUGAAGUCAAGCGAGCCAUGAACAAGUCUUUUAUGGAGUCAGGUGGUACAGUCCUGAGCACCAACUGGAAAGAUGUGGGCAAGAGAAAAGUGGAGAUGAGCCCACCGGAAGAUGUAGAGUUCAAGAAGUUCUGAGCACCUCCCUCCCUCUCUCUCUUUCUCUCUCUCUCUCUCUCUGUUUGACGUCAUCUUUCUUCACAUUUGUCCAUCUGAAGUCCAGCAGGAGUCCUCGCCUCUCUACAGCCUCAGCAGCGGUCCACAUCCUUCUCCUCCCGACCCCUCAGUGUUGCUGUUGCUCUGGUCUUCUCACUAAGUGCAGGGAGCCUCUGCGUUCCCACUCAUGGCCUACUCUCUGCUAUAACAUAGGACCAGACGGGGUCAGUUUAUUCGAAUAAUCUGUUGAACGGAUUGAGAAUCAGAUUUUUAAAGGCUCGUGGAUUCAAAAGGGAUUCAGAUUUGACUGAUGGACCGGAAAUCCUCCAAUUUAUCUCUCACAUGUGGUUUUUAGAAACUUCUCUCCUCUGCCUCUCCCGGUUUUUCUCAAAACGCCUGCAGCCUUUCUAUGUGGGAGCCUUUUGUGACUUCCUGUUAUCAGCUCUUGUAUAAUAAUGUAAAGUUGUUGAAGAUGAGAACCGACUGAGAUGUUUAAAUAACAGCUAUGAUUGCAUUUUGCUUGUUUCAUGCAGUUUUUCUGUACACCCGGUAAAAAGUCAACAGCAAUACUCGGGAAUCUGUGUGGCAUGUGAGCCAGUGGCGUAGCACCAUGUUGCUCCCUCAGUGUGAUUCAAGCUUCGGUGUAAAUAAAAGAUUUGUUGUUUGGCUCACAAACUUUA
Acanthopagrus latus (yellowfin seabream) is the source of this 1802-nucleotide messenger RNA. RefSeq names its product SGT1 homolog, MIS12 kinetochore complex assembly cochaperone (gene sugt1). The coding region runs from base 133 to 1104 and encodes 323 amino acids. The record is from RefSeq and is a predicted model, not a curated record. Gene Ontology annotation, molecular function: protein-folding chaperone binding. Gene Ontology annotation, biological process: protein stabilization. The transcript is spliced from 13 exons. Lineage: Eukaryota; Metazoa; Chordata; Actinopteri; Spariformes; Sparidae.